This is a messenger RNA of Diatraea saccharalis (sugarcane borer), 729 nucleotides long. The record is from the annotation of a GenBank genome assembly. Lineage: Eukaryota; Metazoa; Arthropoda; Insecta; Lepidoptera; Crambidae.
AUGUUUUUAACAUUAACAUUUCCUUGUUCCGUUCCAGGCUAUGGUUUAGCAAACUAUGACGACGCUCCCCACAGUGGCUAUGGCUACGAAUAUAUCACAGAUGAACACGAUGGUCACUACGACGGACAUCAUCAUUCAGACCAUCAUCAUGCAGAUCACCAUCAUCAUCUGGACCACCAUCACCAUCCAGACCACCAUCACCAUCCAGACCACCAUCACCAUGUAGACCACCAUUAUGAUCAUCAUUCACAUCACGACGACCACAAACACGGUUACGAACAUCACCAUAAGCAUUUGGAUCAUGCCCUCGCUGCUAAGAGUGUUCUUUGGCCAAUUGCUGGCAUCGCUUUAUUGGGUGCUGCAGCCGCUUUAGUCAGCAAUCCAGUCCUUCUACAACUUGGAGUAGUAUCAGGAAAACGAAAAAGGCGUAAUACAGAAGAUUACUUACCAAAGGAUAUCAUGGGAUUUCAUGAAAAGUAUAAUUUAAGCAAACAGAAGGAUUCCAAACAUUACAAUAAAGAAACUUCAUCGAUAACAUCUAAUUAUAAAGCUGAUGAUAUGGAAAAUACUACCCUUUACAGCAGAGCAAUCAAGAAUCACAGAUUGAUAAGAAAAGUAUCCCCGAAAGUUAAUAAAGACAUCGAAAAAUUAUCAUUUGAUAUUUCUAAUGUAUACAAAGAACCGAAAGAUAAACAUUACAUUCCAAUACCACUUAAAUAUAAGAACUAA